CCCCAAAGUCAAUCUACGGCAGAGCGCAUGCGCCUUGUUCCUAACGGUCUCUUGUGCUUAGGUAGAGGAGCGGUGGGAGGCAGCUUUACGAGCGUCCUCUCUCCAAAUAGAUGGGCGUGGACUCUGACCGGUCCCGCCCUCUUCCUUCCCGGCGGCGGCGGCGGCUGGAGAUAGUAGCAGCUCGGUAGGGCGGCGGCGAAAAGAUGGCGGUAGUGGCAACGACGGCAGCCUGGCUGUGGAGCGGGCUGUGGAAUGACCGCUUUUGGUUUCCAGCUAACGUGACCUGGGCCGAUAUGGAGCGGGAGGAUCCCGACGGCGAGGCCGGAUACCCCCGCGCCGUCCAUGUUCUGGUCGCUUUCCCUGUGGCCGCCGGCAUCUUCGUGCUAAGGCAGCUCUUCGAGAGAUUUAUUGCCAAACCAUGUGCUGUAUACCUUGACAUUCAAAACAGUGGACUUUGCAGAGCCCAACCCAAUGCAAUUCUAGAAAAGGUGUUUACAUCUAUCACUAAGUGUCCAGAUGCAAGAAGGUUAGAGGGCUUGUCAAAACAACUAGAUUGGGAUAUCCGAAAAAUCCAGCGCUGGUUUCGUCAUCGAAGGAACCAGGAUAAGCCAAGCAGUCAUGUGAAAUUCUGUGAGAGCAUGUGGAGGCUUUUAUUUUAUUUAAGUGCAUUUACAUGUGGACUCAGAUUUCUUUGGUCGUCACCCUGGCUUUGGGACACACGACAAUGCUGGUACAACUACCCUUUUCAGCCCAUAACAUCCAGCCUUCGGUAUUAUUAUCUCAUGGAACUGAGCUUCUACUGGUCUCUUAUGUUUUCACAGUUUAUAGAUAUUCAGCGAAAGGAUUUCGUAAUUAUGUUUAUUCAUCACUUGGCUGCAGUUGUGCUCAUUUCUUUCUCCUACAUAAACAACAUGGUGCGGGUGGGAACUCUGGUUCUCUGUGUUCAUGAUGUAUCAGAUAUCUUUUUAGAAGUAGCAAAAUUGGCCAACUAUGCGAAAUACCAGCGAUUCUGUGAUGCCACCUUUGUACUCCUUUGUGUUGUGUUUCUUGUUACCCGUUUGGGGAUUUAUCCUAUCAGGAUACUGAACACAACCCUGUUUGAAAGCUGGGAAAUAAUUGGCCCUUUUCCAUCAUGGUGGCUGUUCAAUGGGCUUCUUUUAACCAUACAAGUUCUACAUGUCAUCUGGUUUUACUACAUCAUUCGCAUUGCCUACAAAGCCUUGGCACGAGGGAAGGUAUGUAAAGAUGAGCGCAGCGAUGUUGAAAGUAGCUCUGAAGAGGAAGAUGUCACUUCAGAAAGCAGAAAAGGAAUCCUUAGCCCUUCAAACAAUGAUGCCAAUCGGAUUAAUGGCCACAUAACUAGUGGCAAGUGGGCAGAAGAGGAAUAAGAACGGACAGGGAGGCCUCAAGAAAAUACAGACUUCUGUUCAAAUGUCUAGAUAUGUCAAGCUCCACGCUCCCAAGAAAUCUUUAAUCAAGCUGCCCCUUCUCCCCCUAAUCCUCCAGCAAUUCUGAAAACAGGCACAAUGCAGACAGUUUUGCACAGACGGGAUCGAGUUGAUUAUUAGUGCAAAAGCUAUUUCCAGUUUUACAUUUUAAAGAAAUUGAGCCGUUUUGCAUUUAAUGGCAUCCCAUGUUGGCUGAAGUGUCUAUGUGAGUGUAUGAAAAGAGAUUGGGGGCUGUUUCUUAUUUUAUUUUAAGAUCAGCUCAAGCUUUGAGAGAAGGUAUGUUGGCAGGAACUCUGGAGGUUCUGAUCUCCAACAGGUUCUGUCACUUAAUUGCACUCAGGGUCUUUUGACACUGGCCUAGUCUAAGUUGAGAUAGUCUAUGCUUCUGGCAGCAAGGACAAAAGUUGUGUCCUGAGGAGUCGACUGUGCCACAGCUAGACGUAGCAACCUGGUGAUGAUGAUAGUGGUAGAGACAGGUAGAUUGACGGUUUUCUUAUUUGCCAUUGGGAUGCCAUUUGCUAAUAAAGUUUUAUGUCUGCUUAUUUGGGUGGGUGGGUGAGCAGACAAGGCUGGCAUUCAUUGCCUUUGUUUGUUCUUUUUAGAGUGGCGUAGCAUCUCCAAAGUCUUCAUUGUGACUUCCUAAAAUAUCUGUUUUUUCUAUAAAUACUGUGGAAUUGGAGUUACAUAGGAAUCACAGAAAGAGGUGGAUAGAUUUGUGUGCUAGGACAAUAGACAUGGAUGAUCUGGUUCUGUUGCUCCUUUUCCAUGGAUGGUUGUAUUUUCAAGAGAAGCAAGGGUGCUGCAUCUGCUUUGUGAUGAGAUACCACUAGGAUAGAGAGGUUGUCACACAAGAACUUUGGGUCCCUCCCCCUGCUCCCUUUUACUCCAAUGGUACUUCGGGGGAGAUGGAAGACAGCAAAGUGCUGUCAUGACCAGGACAUUGAAAAUGCCCUGAGUUGUUGUCAUUUUAUACUAUUGUUUACUCUGUGAUUAAAAAAAAUUGCUUGAAAAAUUGAA
Molecule: messenger RNA, 2465 nt
Organism: Rhineura floridana
Lineage: Eukaryota; Metazoa; Chordata; Lepidosauria; Squamata; Rhineuridae
Gene: CERS5
Product: ceramide synthase 5
Exons: 10
Coding region: 204-1388 (394 amino acids)
Biological process (GO): ceramide biosynthetic process
Cellular component (GO): membrane
Molecular function (GO): DNA binding; sphingosine N-acyltransferase activity
Source: RefSeq, a predicted model, not a curated record